AUGGCCUCCUCCUCCGGGAGGCGGCCGACGGGCGCGGGCCCCGGCGGCGGGGAGCCCUCCUCCACCCCUGGCCCGGCGUCCGGCGGCGGCAGGAGGAUCCUGCGGACGCAGACGGCGGGGAACCUUGGCGAGUCCAUCUUCGACAGCGAGGUGGUCCCCUCCUCGCUGGUGGAGAUCGCGCCCAUCCUCCGCGUUGCCAACGAGGUCGAAGGAAGCAACCCGCGGGUCGCAUACCUAUGUCGGUUCUACGCCUUCGAAAAGGCCCAUCGACUCGACCCCACCUCCAGCGGCCGUGGUGUCCGCCAGUUCAAGACCGCGCUCCUCCAGAGGCUCGAAAGGGAAAACGACCCCACAUUGAAGGGGAGGGUCAAGCAGAGCGAUGCCCGUGAAAUGCAGAGUUUCUACCAGCACUACUACAAGAAGUACAUCCAGGCGCUCCAGAAUGCCGCCGAUAAGGCUGACCGUGCCCAGCUGACGAAGGCGUAUCAGACCGCGGCUGUCCUGUUCGAGGUCCUAAAGGCCGUCAAUGUCUCACAGAAAAUCGAAGUCGAUCAGGCGAUUUUGGAGACGCACAACCAAGUCGAGGAGAAGAAAAAGCUCUAUCUUCCUUACAAUAUCCUCCCGCUCGACCCUGACAGUGCUGCUAACCAGGCUAUUAUGCGAUAUCCUGAGAUCCAAGCCUCUUUUCACGCUCUUCGUAACACAAGGGGUCUGCCGUGGCCCAAGGACCAUGAAAAGAAGGAUGACGCGGAUCUUCUUGAGUGGCUUCAGGCACUGUUUGGGUUUCAGAAAGAUAACGUGUCCAAUCAACGAGAACAUCUCAUACUCUUGCUUGCCAAUGUGCAUAUAAGGGAGAUGUCCAAACCUGACCAACAAUCAAAGUUAGAUGACCAUGCGCUAGAUAUAGUAAUGAAGAAGCUCUUCAAGAACUACAAAAGAUGGUGCAAAUACCUUGGGCGCAAAAGCAGCUUAUGGCUGCCGACAAUUCAACAAGAAGUACAACAGCGGAAGCUUCUCUACAUGGGCCUUUAUCUGCUCAUAUGGGGAGAGGCAGCUAACUUGCGGUUUAUGCCAGAGUGUCUUUGCUAUAUCUAUCAUCAUAUGGCUUUUGAAUUGUAUGGCAUGUUGGCUGGAAAUGUGAGCCCAACAACUGGUGAAAAUGUUGAACCAGCCUAUGGUGGUGCCGAAGAAGCCUUCCUGAAGAAAGUUGUGACCCCAAUUUACAAGAUCAUAGAGAUGGAAGCUGAAAGGAGCAAGACCAUAAAAUCAAAACACUCACAUUGGAGAAAUUAUGAUGAUCUCAAUGAGUACUUCUGGUCAAGAGAUUGUUUUCGAUUAGGAUGGCCUAUGAGAGCUGAUGCUGAUUUUUUCAAGACCCCAAAUUUUGUUCUCAAUACUCGUGAUCAGGCGAAUGGAGAAAACAGACCAACUGGUAAUGACCAUUGGAUGGGAAAAGUCAACUUUGUUGAAAUACGGUCAUUUUGGCACAUCUUCCGUAGCUUUGACAGGAUGUGGAGCUUCUUAAUUUUAUCCUUACAGGCCAUGGUUAUAGUUGCUUGGAAUGGCGGCACACCAGGUGACAUCUUUGAUGCAGGGGUGUUCAAACAAGUUUUGAGCAUAUUUAUAACUGCUGCAGUAAUGAAAAUGGGCCAAGCAAUUCUGGACAUUGUCUUGAGCUGGAAAGCAAGAAAAAGCAUGUCUCUUGCUGUUAAACUCCGGUACAUCUUGAAAUUACUAUCAGGAGCUGCAUGGGUUGUAAUUUUACCCGUAACUUACGCAUACACCUCAGACAAUCCUACUGGACUCAAUAGAACAAUCAAAAGCUGGUUUGGUGACGGCCGGAACCAGCCAUCAUUAUACAUCUUGGCUGUUGUGGUAUAUUUGUCACCAAAUAUGCUGGCGGCUACGUUAUUCAUUUUUCCUGUCCUGAGGAGGUUUCUUGAGAAGUCAAAUCUUAAAGUUGUAGCCCUCAUAAUGUGGUGGUCACAGCCUCGCUUAUUCGUUGGCAGAGGAAUGCAUGAAGGCGCGUUCUCCCUUUUCAAGUAUACAAUGUUCUGGGUCGUUCUUUUGGCCACAAAAUUGGUAGUGAGCUUCUACGUGGAGAUCAGGCCACUCGUGCAACCAACAAAAGAUAUAAUGAAGGUCCCAAUAACAACAUUUCAGUGGCACGAGUUCUUCCCACAUGCAAAGAACAACAUCGGUGUUGUUAUUGCACUUUGGGCUCCUAUCAUUCUUGUCUAUUUCAUGGAUACCCAAAUAUGGUAUGCAAUUUUCUCAACAUUAGUUGGUGGUAUCUAUGGGGCAUGUCGUCGUCUUGGUGAGAUACGGACCUUAGGAAUGUUAAGAUCUCGCUUCGAAUCUUUGCCAAAGGCUUUCAACGAUCACUUGAUUCCAAAUGACUCAAAGAGGAGAGGAUUCCGCUCCGCUUUCUCCAGUAAACCUUCUAAGAAACCUGAGGAUGGAAAAGAAGAAGACAAAAUAGCUGCAAGAUUUGCUCAGAUAUGGAAUCUAAUUAUUACAAGCUUCCGCCAGGAAGACUUGAUAGAUAACAGGGAGAAGGACUUGCUACUUGUUCCAUACUGCAAGGAUCGUGAAAUGGAUAUGAUCCAAUGGCCACCAUUCCUGCUUGCUAGCAAGAUUCCAAUAGCAUUGGAUAUGGCAGCAGACAGUGGAGGAAAAGACCGUGAUCUAAAGAAAAGGAUGGAUUCAGAUCCAUAUUUUACUUAUGCCAUCAAGGAAUGCUAUGCUUCAUUUAAAAACAUAAUAUAUGCUUUAGUGGUUGGUCCACGGGAGCGAGAUGUCAUCCAAAAGAUUUUUAAAGUGGUGGAUGAUCUCGUAGCAGAGGACUUUCUGAUAAAGGAACUGCACAUGAGUAACUUACCUACCCUGAGCAAGAAGUUCAUCGAGCUGCUUGAGAUACUGCAAAAGAAUAACAGAGAAGAUCGAGGUCAGGUCAUCAUUUUGUUCCAGGAUAUGCUCGAGGUGGUUACAAGGGAUAUAAUGGAAGAACAACUACAACCCAUUGGGCUACUGGAAACGGUACAUGGUGGAAAUAACAGAAAACACGAAGGGAUUACACCACUUGAUCAACAAGAACAGGAACAGUUGUUCACUAAAGCUAUUGAAUUUCCUGUGAAGGCAUCAGAUGCCUGGAAGGAAAAGAUAAAAAGGCUUCACCUUCUGCUCACAGUGAAGGAAUCUGCUAUGGAUGUUCCUACAAACCUGGAUGCUAGAAGGAGGAUAUCUUUCUUUGCUAAUUCUCUUUUUAUGGACAUGCCAAAAGCUCCAAAAGUGCGCAAUAUGCUGCCCUUCUCUGUCUUGACUCCCUAUUACAAAGAAGACGUCCUUUUCUCUUCACAUGCACUAGAGGAAGAGAACGAGGAUGGGGUUUCUAUCCUUUUUUACCUGCAAAAAAUCUAUCCAGAUGAAUGGAAAAAUUUCCUUGAAAGGGUGGACUGCAAGAACGAAGAGGAACUCCGUGAGACUGAACAAACGGAAGAUGAGCUUCGCCUUUGGGCAUCAUACAGGGGGCAAACUUUGACGAGGACUGUAAGAGGGAUGAUGUACUACCGACAAGCUUUGGUGCUUCAGUCUUGUCUUGAUAUGGCCAGAGAGGAUGAUCUUAUGGAAGGCUUCAGGGCUGCAGAUAUACUAUCUGAGGAAUCACAAUUAUUGACUCAGUGCAAGGCUGUAGCUGACAUGAAGUUUACAUACGUUGUAUCAUGCCAGUCAUAUGGUAUCCAGAAACGUUCUGGUGAUCAUCAUGCACAGGAUAUUCUUAGACUGAUGACAACUUAUCCAUCACUUCGGGUUGCCUAUAUUGAUGAAGUCGAGGAGACAAGCAAAGAGGGGGAGGCAAGCAAAGAUAGGAGCAAGAAGAUAGAGAAGGUUUACUACUCAGCAUUGGUGAAGGCGGCAGUAACUAAGCCUGAUGAUCCUGGUCAGAAACUCGAUCAGGACAUAUACAGGAUAAAACUUCCAGGCAAUGCAAUGUUGGGUGAAGGGAAACCAGAAAAUCAGAACCAUGCGAUAAUUUUUACUCGAGGUGAAGGCCUACAAACCAUAGACAUGAAUCAGGAACAUUAUAUGGAGGAAACAUUGAAAAUGAGAAACCUGCUGCAAGAGUUUACGAAGAAACAUGAUGGUGUGAGGUAUCCAACAAUACUUGGUGUAAGAGAACAUAUAUUCACUGGCAGUGUUUCUUCGCUUGCGUGGUUCAUGUCAAACCAAGAGACAAGUUUUGUGACUAUUGGACAGCGUGUACUUGCCAAUCCUUUAAGGGUUCGAUUUCAUUAUGGACAUCCUGAUAUCUUUGAUCGACUCUUCCAUCUCACAAGGGGUGGUGUAAGCAAAGCAUCUAAGAUUAUCAAUCUUAGUGAGGACAUAUUUGCUGGAUUCAAUUCAACACUGCGUGAAGGAAACGUUACACAUCAUGAAUACAUGCAAGUUGGCAAGGGAAGAGAUGUUGGUCUCAAUCAGAUUUCACUAUUUGAGGCGAAGAUAGCAUAUGGUAACGGCGAACAGACUCUGAGCCGUGACAUCUACCGACUUGGCCAUCGUUUUGAUUUCUUCAGAAUGUUGUCCUGCUACUAUACUACCAUUGGCUUUUACUUCAGCACAAUGAUUACGGUAUGGACCGUGUAUGUAUUCCUCUAUGGGCGUUUGUAUCUCGUCCUCAGUGGCCUCGAUGAAGGACUAGCCACAGGAAGAAGGUUUAUACACAACAACCCUCUCCAAGUCGCUCUUGCCUCACAGUCGUUUGUGCAGCUUGGCUUCUUGAUGGCACUCCCUAUGAUGAUGGAGAUUGGUCUGGAGAGAGGGUUCAGGACCGCAUUGAGCGACUUUGUGCUGAUGCAGCUUCAGUUAGCAUCCGUCUUCUUCACAUUCUCCCUCGGAACCAAGACUCACUACUACGGAAAGACGCUGCUACAUGGAGGAGCUGAGUAUAGAGCUACUGGACGUGGAUUCGUGGUGUUCCAUGCCAAGUUCGCCGAGAACUAUCGGCUGUACUCGCGGAGCCAUUUCGUCAAGGGCAUCGAGUUGAUGAUCUUGCUUAUCGUGUUUGAGAUCUUCGGGCAGUCGUACCGAGGAGCCAUCGCGUACAUCUUCAUAACCUUCUCCAUGUGGUUCAUGGUCGUUACCUGGCUCUUUGCGCCGUUCCUGUUCAACCCUUCUGGGUUCGAGUGGCAGAAGAUUGUGGAUGACUGGACUGACUGGAACAAGUGGAUCAGCAACCGCGGGGGUAUCGGUGUUUCGCCGGAGAAAAGUUGGGAGUCAUGGUGGGAGAAAGAGCACGAGCCCCUGAAAUACUCCGGGAAGCGUGGCACCGUUCUUGAGAUAGUGCUUGCCGUGCGCUUCUUCAUCUACCAGUAUGGGCUCGUUUACCAUCUCAACAUAACCAAACACACCAAGAGCGUCCUGGUUUAUUGCUUGUCAUGGGUUGUCAUCUUCUUCAUAUUGCUGGUGAUGAAGGCUGUGUCGGUCGGUCGGCGGAAAUUCAGCGCGGAGUUCCAGCUCGUGUUCCGGCUGCUCAAGGGGCUGAUCUUCAUCGUGUUCAUCUCCACCAUCGUGAUCCUUAUCGUGAUCCCCCACAUGACGAUCCAGGACAUAUUCGUCUGCAUCCUUGCCUUCAUGCCAACGGGAUGGGGCCUGCUCCUCGUGGCUCAGGCACUGAAGCCGGCGAUCAUGAGGGUGGGGCUGUGGGGGUCGAUCCGGGCUCUAGCUCGUGGGUACGAGAUCAUCAUGGGGCUGCUGCUCUUCACCCCGAUCGCGUUCCUGGCGUGGUUCCCGUUCGUGUCUGAGUUCCAGACUCGGAUGCUCUUCAACCAGGCCUUCAGCCGUGGUCUGCAGAUCUCGAGGAUCCUGGGUGGGCACAAGAAGGACCGGGCGGCGCGGAGCAAGGACGAUAGGUAGAUGGAUAGAUUGCCGUCGUAGCUAGUAGUAAGGUAGAUAGACGAUUGUAGGCAUGCUGGAUGGCUGUAGCGGUUGUGGCUUGUCAGUAGUAUGUAUGUAUGUAUUCCAGGCUGCAAAUUGCAUUGGCAAUGUAGUAGUAGUGCACAAGAUAAUCAUAUGGAUGCAUGGUCUGGUUUGUAGUAGUAGUAGUGUAUGCUUAACUUAUCUGAUAUUGGUGAUUGUGACUUAUAACUUGUGUACUUUAUUAAUUAUAACCUAUCUGAUAUUGGUGAUUGUGACUUAUAACUUGUGUACUUUAUUAAUUAUAACCUGUGGUAUGCUUACCUGA
Molecule: messenger RNA, 6241 nt
Organism: Hordeum vulgare subsp. vulgare (domesticated barley)
Lineage: Eukaryota; Viridiplantae; Streptophyta; Magnoliopsida; Poales; Poaceae
Product: callose synthase 3-like
Exons: 42
Coding region: 1-5913 (1970 amino acids)
Biological process (GO): (1->3)-beta-D-glucan biosynthetic process
Cellular component (GO): 1,3-beta-D-glucan synthase complex; plasma membrane
Molecular function (GO): 1,3-beta-D-glucan synthase activity
Source: RefSeq, a predicted model, not a curated record